CGAGUUAUCUACUGCGUUGAAAAAAAUCGAAAGUAACUAUACCCCCCCCCCCUGUCAAUUUCUAACAUGUACCAUUGCACGAGUACCUAGUCUCACUUCGUUUUCUUUCUAUUCAUUUGCAACGCUAGAUAUAGGUACUUCGAAAAUUUAUAAGAAUGAUACGAACAGUGAUCGGAAGCUACUUCGUGACGAUUAUUUUGUUUCGUGGAAUUUUCGCCAAACAUAAUGAUUAUGUAAGAAGCGAAAACGAAAGGUAUCCAGAUGAUGUCGAUCAUGCGGAAUCGGUCUUUCUUCGAAAAAAAUGGAUUUCGGAGUUAUUCUUCGAGGCGCAGGCGGAUUUUAAAAUGGAUCCUACGGAAAAUACUGAAUGUAAAAAGGAUUUUGAUUUGUUCAAGUUGCAUCUUAGAAAUCAUUCUACGUGGGCGGUCAAAAUGAUGGAAUCCUCAGAAUGGCCAUUGGCUGGAAUUUUUUCUGGAACGGUCGACUACCUGGGGAAUUAUGACCAGUGUUUGGCAAUUUCGUCGUACAGUAUCAAGGGCCGAUACUGUCUAGCCAAAGUAGCGUACAGUUAUUCGGAUACUGCACAAAGUGAAGCACUUGAAGAACUUGAUCACAGAAUUUCAGCUUGGAAUGCUUUGUCUAUAUAUGAAAAAAACCCCUGUCGAGUGAAUCGAAAAAGACUGACAUUCGCUUUGUGUGUACCAUCGUCUUGUUCGCCAACUGAUCUGAAUGUGUCUCUGAAUAACCUGCUGUAUCCGAUAUUCAAAAAUAACGGACUCGAUGUGAAGAUUGAUGUGGAUCCUAUAUUUUGCAAAACACAGGACGAUGUUGUUUAUCCAUUGGGAUUUUAUAUUGCCAAAUUUUCGUUUUUAGCGUUUUUUGCAUUUGUGAUUUGCACGACUUUAUAUGAUACUGCCACUGCUAGUGAUACUGAAGGGGACAACAAUGAUAAACAGAAACGGCAUUUCUUCAAAGAGGUAUCUAAAAUUUUCUCUCUGAGCAGAAAUUUCACAAAGUUGAAGCAAUAUAAUUCUAAAGAAAGUGCAAUACUGCAUUCUGUGAAAAUUCUGAACAUCAUAAUUACUAUCUAUGGUCAUCGACUUUUUUACACCCUCAGUUUUCCUUCAUCCAAUGCGGUUGUGAAAGAACAAUUUUAUACUGAUUCUGAUCCACUCCUAACACACAUGAACAUGUUUGUAGACUUUUUUUUCGCCGUUAGUGGUUUCUUGAUGUUUCAUUGUGAAUUUCAAUCUAUGAAGAGAGAUGGCAAGUUCUUCUUGGUUACUAGUAUCCUACUCAGAUGGAUGAGAAUGGCUCCAGCAUUUGGUGUUUUGAUGUUAUACAUCAUUUACAUACUUCCAUACACUGGAGAUGGUCCACUUUGGAAUUACGAAGUGCUGAGUGAAGUCGGCUAUUGCAAGGAGACUUGGUGGGCAGCUUUAUUUGCCAUCAACAACAUUGUUAGAACCGAUCAACUGUGCAUAAUCCCAAGUUGGUACAUAUCAGUGGAUAUUCAGUUGGCUGUAAUUGGAGGAAUAUUAUUGUACAUUUGGUCAAAAAAUACCAAAAUUGGCAUUUUCUCAGUUGGAGUGACGUUCCUCGCUUCCAUUGUGGUGACAUUUAUGAUUGCUUAUAAGAACCAGUUAUAUGGAUUGUUCAGAAUACGUUUGAAUAUGACCAGAGAUGCACGGACCAACCCGGAAUUCACUGAUUUGUACAUUGCUACAGUUACCAGAUGUGGUCCUUAUUUAAUGGGAUUUAUGACCGCUUAUGUAGUUCAAUCAUUGAAUGAAAACAAAAUCAAAUUUACCAAAAGACAAACGUAUUUAUAUUCACUUCUAGCCAUUUUCGUUAGUGAAACGUGUUCAUCUUACGGAUUCGUGUUUUAUGCGAUCGACAGACCAUAUGAUAGAUUUGAAAAUGCUUUGUAUGCGGCUUUAAAUCAUGUGAUAAUCUUAUUGCCAUAUGUUGUACUAUGUUGUUUUGCUUUCACAUCAGGUUUAGGUGUUUUAAAUAAACUUAUGGAAUGGAAAAUAUGGAUACCCGUUGGUCGUCUAACGUAUUCGGUUUACAUGAUAAACACGAUAGUUCAAUUGUACCACGUUUCUUCUCAAAAGCAGCCAUUCACUGUACCUGACAGAAUUAAUUUAGUAUGGUGGUUCCUAGGCGAUGUUGUGUGGAGCUACGUGAUGGGAUUGGGUUUACAUUUAUUUGUCGAAGCUCCGAUUAUGAAUUUGAGAAUAUUAGUUAAAAAACAAUUAACAAAAAUGUUCAUGCAGUCUAAACCAGAUAAACAUAUCGCUGAUAAUGAUUCAAAGACACUCGUGAAGCAAUAAUUUUUCAUUCACCAGUUGAGAGUCAGUAAAGUUAUAUCUACCUACUGAUUUUCUAAGAAUCACAAAACAUGUACUUUCAAAGGUUUUAUUUAAAUAACAAGACUGUCUGAUAAUAGUUGCUGACAAUGAUGUACAAAUAACUUGAAGUAAA
This is a messenger RNA of Planococcus citri (citrus mealybug), 2487 nucleotides long. RefSeq names its product nose resistant to fluoxetine protein 6-like. Gene Ontology annotation, molecular function: acyltransferase activity, transferring groups other than amino-acyl groups. The transcript is spliced from 13 exons. The coding region runs from base 156 to 2336 and encodes 726 amino acids. The record is from RefSeq and is a predicted model, not a curated record. Lineage: Eukaryota; Metazoa; Arthropoda; Insecta; Hemiptera; Pseudococcidae.